Heterobasidion irregulare TC 32-1 is the source of this 947-nucleotide messenger RNA. RefSeq lists its product as uncharacterized. NCBI's taxonomy places the organism in Eukaryota, Fungi, Basidiomycota, Agaricomycetes, Russulales, Bondarzewiaceae. Bases 1 to 819 code for a protein of 272 amino acids. The record is from RefSeq and is a predicted model, not a curated record. The transcript has 4 exons.
AUGUCUACUAGCACGAAGGGUCCCGUUGCCUUUGUCCCUCGCCCUAACCAAGAGCGUGGCAAAGCCAACCAUGGGUGGCUGAAGACCUUCCACACGUUCUCGUUUGCCGACUACUUCGACCCAGCGCAUAGCUCGUUUGGAUGCUUGCGCGUCAUCAACGAAGAUCGUGUCGAGCCCAAGACCGGUUUUGGCACGCACCCGCAUCGCGAGUUCGAGAUUUUCUCGUACGUCGUUUCUGGGGAGCUUCAACAUAAUGACUCGCUUGGAAACACAGAAGUUCUCAAGCGUGGUGAUAUUCAGAUGACGUCGACUGGGACUGGGAUCCGGCACAGCGAGCAUACUCAUGGCGCUAAACAAGUCCAUUUCUUACAGAUCUGGAGCAAGCCUUCCCAGUCCGGGCUCAAGCCUACCUAUUACACUAGACACUUCACCGACGAAGAGAAGAAGGACACCUUCGUGCGCGUCGUUGCUCCCGCCUUUGCUCCGGGGAUCUCGCUAGAACGGGAAGCACCUGGCCCUGCUCCCGUUCAUUCGCCCCUUUCCCUCUACGCGUCUCUCAUAUCUCCGGGAAGAACCCUCUCUCACAGGCUGGAGAAGAAGGGACCUGCGCGCAAGGCAUAUAUCCAUGUCGUACAAACCUCUGGCUAUAACACCAAUGAGGCCACUGGCGCGACUGUGCGUGUGAGUGCGGAAGGGGCGGGCGAGCUCCUGUUGAAGGAAGGUGACGGGGUGUACGUGUUGGGCCUGCCAGGGAGUGAACUCAAGGUGGGGAAUGUGGGCGAGAGUGUUGCGGAGGUAUUAUUGUUCGAGAUGGAAUGAUUCGGGGACGUCUUAUAUACUGCUCGCUCUUGGCGUACUGCUACUGCGUUAUAAUUGUCGUUGUAUCAUAGCCGUACGAUGCGAUGAUGUAUCACUGUCGUUCUAUAGGUCGAAUGUCAUUCCAACCC